AUGCGGAGGAACAAGAGAUGUCUGCUCGCUUACCAUCGUGUGCGAGCUGAGAAGCUCGAACAGAUGUGUUGGAGUGGCAAGGAUGUGCUAGAUCAAACUUAUCAUGGUGACAUAGGACAGAGCAAUCGAGCGAAUCCGGGCAGUGAAAGCUCAUUGAGCCCUGAAGAAGAAGAAUAUUUCCGACAGUACAACGAUAUGAUGUCUACCUACAAAGGACAAUGGACCGAUAUAGACCUUACAGGAAGUCUUGAACCACCUCGAGACCUCUUCGUCGAUGUCAGAGUUCUGAAGGAUGCAGGAGAGAUUCAGACGGAAUAUGGAUCGAUCAACCUGACUAAGAACAGCCAGUUCUACGUAAGACUCGCUGACGUUGAGAGACUUAUUGCACAAGGCUUUCUGCAGCGUCUUAAUUGA
Molecule: messenger RNA, 414 nt
Organism: Lithohypha guttulata
Lineage: Eukaryota; Fungi; Ascomycota; Eurotiomycetes; Chaetothyriales; Trichomeriaceae
Gene: PSF1
Product: DNA replication protein psf1
Exons: 2
Coding region: 1-414 (137 amino acids)
Biological process (GO): DNA replication; DNA strand elongation involved in mitotic DNA replication
Cellular component (GO): GINS complex
Source: RefSeq, a predicted model, not a curated record